Dictyostelium discoideum AX4 is the source of this 2445-nucleotide messenger RNA. RefSeq lists its product as hypothetical. The transcript is spliced from 2 exons. Gene Ontology annotation, cellular component: membrane. The coding region runs from base 1 to 2445 and encodes 814 amino acids. Gene Ontology annotation, biological process: transmembrane transport; sulfate transmembrane transport. NCBI's taxonomy places the organism in Eukaryota, Evosea, Eumycetozoa, Dictyosteliales, Dictyosteliaceae. The record is from RefSeq and is a predicted model, not a curated record.
AUGGGAGACCAUUUAAAAAAUACAAGAGAAUGGAUAAGACAUUCAUCAAAUAAAGACGAUGGUAAUAAUGCAGAAAAAACUCACUUUUUUGGUCAUCACGAAGAAGAAGAUCAUGAACAUAUGUUAUUUACCAAAGAAGAAUUAACAAAUCCAAAAGAAUUGGCUAAAGCAAUGAAAGUUAAAAUUCCACUUUAUGUACCAAUUUUUAAUUGGAUUAAAUCAUAUUCAAAAGAAGAUUUAAUUGGUGAUAUAUUAUCAUCAAUUACAGUAGCAACAAUGUUAGUACCACAAGGUUUAGCAUAUGCAGUAUUAGCAGGAUUACCAGCUAUUUAUGGUUUAUAUAGUGGUUGGUUACCAUUGGUUAUCUAUUCAUUUAUGGGUGGAUGUAAACAAUUAGCCGUUGGACCAGAAGCAUUAUUAUCAGUAUUAUUGGGAUCAAUUUUAGGAGGUUAUACAACACCACCAGAGGAUAUGACUUUAAAUGAUUAUUUAGUAUCAAUUGCAUUAACAUUGGCAUUAUUAGUUGGUAUUGUUAGUUUCUUAUUUGGUAUUUGUCAAUUUGGUUUCCUUGGUGGUAUUUUAUCAAGAUGGGUUUUAUCUGGUUUCAUUAAUGCUGUUGCUUUAAUUAUUGCAAUCUCACAAUUAGAUUCAUUAUUAGGUGUUAGAACUGGUGGUGGUGGACAUACUUCAGAUACAACUCAUGGAUCAACAUCAACAUCGAUAUCAGGAUCAACAAUAUCAUCAAUGAGUGAAGUUUUAACAGAAACUUCUACUCAUCAUCCAGGGCCAUAUGAAAAGUUUUGGACAGCAAUUACAAAUUUACAAGAUUCUGAUAAAACAACAGUUAUACUUUCAGCAGGUUGUGUUGUAUUUUUAGUUGGUAUGCGUUUCUUUAAACAAUUUUUAGUUAAAAAAAUGGGUUGGAAGAAUGCAAAAUAUAUUCCAGAGAUUUUAUUGACAGUUAUUCUCACUUGUGUUAUCACUGCUGUUUUCGGUUUGGAUAGAGAAUGUGUCAACACAUCUGAUCAUGAUGAAAAUAAAUGUGUUGAACAAGGUUCAGGUGUUAGUGUAUUACGUUAUGUUAAGGGUGGUUUCCCUACUGUUGGUUUCCCAUCAUUCCAAGCAAAUACAAUUCAAGAGUUAUUACCACAAGCAUUUUUAAUUGUAAUUGUUGGUUUCGUAGAGGCAACCGCUGUUAGUAAAGGUUUAGCAACUAAACAUAAUUAUCAAAUUAAUUCCAAUCGUGAAUUGGUUGCUUUUGGUGUUGCAAAUAUUCUUGGUUCAAUCUUUGGUUCUUAUCCAGUUUUCUCAAGUAUUCCACGUACUUCCAUUCAAGAUAUGGCAGGUUCUCGUACUUGUCUAUCUGGUUUCAUCACUAGUUGUCUCCUUUUAAUUACUUGUCUCUUUUUAACUCGUCUUUUCUAUUAUUUACCUUAUUGUGCUAUGGCUUCAAUUAUCUUUGUUGCUGCCUUUGGUUUAAUUGAAGUUCAUGAAGCAAUGUUCCUUUGGAAAACAAGAUCAUGGGGUGAUUUAAUUCAAUUUAGUAUUGCAUUAUUGGCAACUUUUAUCUUUGAAGUUGAAGUUGGUAUUUUAAUUAGUGUUGGUAUGUGUAUCUUUUUAGUAUUGAAACAUUCCUCAUCACCACAUGUUUACAGUGUUUUAGGUCGUGUUCCAGGGACCAAUCGUUUCAAAGAUGUCGCUAAAUUCCCAGAAGCUGAACCAAUUGAAGGUAUUUUAUUAGUUCGUAUCGAUGAAGUACUCUACUUUGCAAAUAUUGGUCAAUUCAAACAAUUACUCUCAGAGAUUGAACGUAUGAUGGAUAGAUCAACCAAUGUAACCGGUAGUGGUUCUACUCCACUUCAAUCAAUCAUUAUCAAUGUUGUCAAUAUUCCUGUAAUGGAUGCUUCUGCUCUACUAACUAUUGAAGAGAUGGUUACUGCCUAUCAUAAACGUAAUGUAAAGGUUGCCUUUGUUCAAAUGAGUGAAAAGAUUAAGGAAUCUUUCAAACAAUCUGGUCUUUACGAUAUUGUAACACCUCAAUUCAUUUUCGAUAGUAAUUAUGAAGCUGUCUCAUUCUUGGAACAAAGUAUAAACUAUAGUAAUAAUAAUGAUUCAAGACAAGUAAACUUAAAUAUGCCACAAAGUGAUCAAUCUUAUGAUGAUUUAAAUAAUAAUGAGGUUGGUGGUUUUGAUCAACCAUCUUCUUCAUCAUCUUCACGUUUUAAUAAUCAAAAUUUUUUAAACAAAAAUAAUGAUAAUAAUAAUAAUAAUAAUAAUAAUAACAAUGAUAAUAAUAUUAACGAUGAUGAUUAUCAAAAUUCUUAUAAUAAUAAUAAUAAUAAUGGUGGUGGUGCAAUCCUUUCUGAUGGUUUAAAAUUAGAGGAUUACAGUGAACCAGAAUCUGAUGAAUUCAUUCAAAGUUCAAAUCAAAAAUCAAAGAAAUAA